This is a messenger RNA of Anopheles gambiae (African malaria mosquito), 8635 nucleotides long. It is a transcript of the gene mtd, whose product is annotated as TLD domain-containing protein 2. Gene Ontology annotation, biological process: response to oxidative stress. Gene Ontology annotation, cellular component: nucleus. NCBI's taxonomy places the organism in Eukaryota, Metazoa, Arthropoda, Insecta, Diptera, Culicidae. The record is from RefSeq and is a predicted model, not a curated record. The transcript has 18 exons. The coding region runs from base 1634 to 5155 and encodes 1173 amino acids.
CUUUUCCGCUCCCAAUUGCAGUUCGGACGCGAAAGUAUUCGCAGGUGCUUCGUCUAAACUCCGCAGCGCUGUUGCAGAAAGACAGAGCGAGAAAGACUACUGAAAGGGGAGAAGGAGAUACGACAACAAAAGAUAACUAAAAGAAAGAAAGCAGCAGAAGAAAAAAAACACACACAACUAUCCAAAUCGGUUAGUUCCAGAGCGCGUUGAUCCAAGUAACCUUUUGUCGGGUGUCGGCGGUGCUGCUGCAACAAGCGGGCGCUACACAGCACAGAUCCUUGCUGGUGUGCCUGUAACCGUGUGGUUGUGUCCGUAGAUGAACGCAAAGUGAAACCAAAAAAAAAGUAACAUUCGUUCCGGUAAGAAGCAUUCCAGUGGUGUUGUGGGGCCUUUAUCAAUAUCGAUUUAGCUAUCCAGCUCCUAUCGAUUCCUUCGGGUGCUUUCGUGGGGAGUGUUAAUUAUCUAACCCCUAGAAAUCCUUUCCCAAGCACCGUUUCUAUUGGGGGGUUUUGGGUCUCUCUGUCUCUCAGUGUGUGUUUGUGUGUGUGUGCUGAAGCGAUUGUUGUUAUCCAUCCGUGGCCCUCUGUUGUCGUCGUCGCCGUCGACGUUGUGCUAGGGAAAGGUGUGUCCGACUUUCGCGCGCGCGUGUGUGUAUGUGCGUUGUCGUUGGUGUGACGGCCAAAGGGUGUGUAGCUCUCUGUGUGCGAGAACCCCAUUUCUCCGCUGGCUGUGCGUGCGUGCGUGCAUGUGUGUGCGAGCGAAAUAGAGAGCAGCAGCAGCAGCAGCAGGAGAAGAUAUAUUGAUUUUUCCCAACCUUCUCGGGCGCGGUGAUGUGCCCGUUGAUGAUGGUGUUGUGAAGUGUGUGUGUGUGUGUGCGCCUGCUGGAACGCGAUGUUAUGAAGCAUGAGGUGGAAGCAAAAUCAGCCCAAUAAUCGUUUUGGUGAGAUGAGAUGAUGCACGUUUAGGGUGCCCACGUAGCUCUCUACUGCCAUAUUGCUUCAGCCUUUUUCGGGCCAAAUCAGCAACACGCGCGCGGACCGUUCAAGGAAUGUUUUGCUAGCGGGUGUUUGUCUGUGUGUGUGUGUUUAGUUGUGUACAAUUGAAUUCUCUCUAAUCCAAAGGCUCGAGGCCAACCUUGGAUUGCCUGCCGGUGCAAGCAGAAAAAUCAUUCAUCUGUGCUCGCACUCGCACACACGAACGCACCCAUACUGCUACUACUUGUGCCAGCAAAUGUGCUAAGCCGGCAUUUACGAUUUCUUCUUCACCGCUGGUGCGGGUACGUUGAAAUUCAGUGUUAAAUUUCUGCUGACAAAGGGCACGUUUGGGGAACUAAGCUCCAGCACUCAGAAAUUCGAACGUGUAAAGGCAAAAAAAAAGGCAGCAAACAUAGUAGGCAGAGCAGUAGCAGCUGCGUAAAGGCAAUACACACGUGUGUGUGGCGGCUGCAGUUAGAUGGGCAGUGUGGUGGAAUUCUAACGUGCGAUCGAAGAAACCAACGAAAGACGGCGCAUUCUGUACAAUACUGCCCGGGAGCGAAUUAGUGUGUGCGUUUGUGUAAUUCUGGAUUGUGUUUUCUCCUUUUCUUCGCAGUGGAAAGCGCGCUGAUAGUGGUACAAAACCCCCGGCAGACAAAAUGACUCGUAGAGCUAGUCAGGAUGUGAUACUGUCGAAAAGCUCCGAUACACUCAGUAGCCCGCCAUACCGAAGGAGCAAAUCCAGGAGUGUCGAUCAUGGACUGGCCGCACCGUUCGAUCUAGACUCGCUGCGCUCAAAGGUUGAGGGUAGAUUCGAAAGCAUCGAUCGACUAUCAAAAGAUGGCGAAAAGAAGCGCUCGAUGCCCACGAUACCCACCAUUACGUACACAGUGAAGGACCGGGACACGCUGACAUCGGUGGCGGCCCGCUUCGAUACGACCCCGUCAGAGCUGACGCAGCUGAACCGUUUGGCCAGUUCGUUCAUCUACUCCGGGCAGCAGCUGCUCGUGCCGGACAAAAAUGCCAAAGCGAGCGCGGAUGGCGAGUCCGAUGCUAGCACGGAACGUUCCUCCAACAGUCCCACCGAUGGUCGCCGCAAGGGCUCACAGGAAGAUUUGUCCCAGGACGAAAAAGAUUUGCUGGAAGGACUUCGCCCGGGCUCGCCGAAGCCGGGCCACAUCGAGCGCGUCGCCUCACCGAACACACAGAGCGGUGGCGCCGGCGGUGGUGGCGGAGGCGGUGGUACGGCCGGCACGGCAGCCGGCGGUGCCGAUGACGAUGAUCCCGUCACCAUCCAGCGCUUCCUGAAGAUUAACGUGCGGCACAUCACCGACGGGCAGGGUGUGGUGGGUGGCGUACUGCUCGUCACCCCGAACGCCGUCAUGUUCGAUCCGAACGUGUCGGACCCGCUAGUCAUCGAGCACGGGCCGGAAAGCUACGGCGUGAUUGCGCCGAUGGAGUUCAUCGUGAACGCGGCCAUAUUUAACGACAUUGCCCAUAUGCGCGUGCAGGGUGCGACCGGUGGCAACGAGACGGCGGAGAAGGCCGAAAUCUACCAUCCGGUGCCGGUGGAGAAACCGUGCUCGCGCUGCGACACCCACUCGCCCGGCAAGGAUUCGCUGCUGGUGAAGGACGAAACGUUCCCGGAGCUGGGCGUCGGCUCGGUGGAAGGGUGCGACGAUCAGGAGUCGAUCUGCUCGAGCAACGAGCGGGACGGGGACGCAUUUCCGAAAGCGUUCGAGCGGGACCUGGUGACGCCCAACAACCUGCAGCGCCUGCACGGCGACUCGACGGAGAGCGGUGGCAGCUCGGUGGAGCCGAAAGCGUCCUCCACCGAGCCGCCCCUCUUCCUGUCAUACGAUCGUGACUCCUCCCAGUCUCACACGCCCAACUCCCUCGACCACAGUGCCGGUGCUUCGAACGAGCAGCAGCAGCAGCAGCAGAAGCAGGCAGGCGAUAAGACUGACCAAACCAAGACCAACAGUAUCUUAGAGGAUCCCACCAUGCGCUCCCUGGAGGAGCGGCGGAGAAGCCUACUCGACCAGCACUGGGCAAUCCCCAGCAAGGACAGAUUAAAGUGUUAUUGCGAUCAAUCAUCAUCUCGAAGAUCUCUGGACGACGAGGAGGCGGCAAGCACCGGCAGCGGAGCUACGGCCACAUCCUCCUCCACGGCUGGCGCCGGCUCGAUCGGCGGUGGUGCAACGGGAGGCGCCCACGGUGCCCACCACGCCCCGAUAGCGCCGAUCGCCGAGGCAGCCGGUGACGGGCAGCUGGUGAAGCAGUCGUGCCACGAUUCCGGCAUCGAUAUCCGUGACCCGGCCCACGGCUCCUCACUGACGACGGGUGCCACCGGGGGCAGUGGCAGCAGUGCGGCCAGCUCGGUCGCCAGCAUCCCCAUUGUGGCGCCGAUCGCAGCGAAAAAAGUGUACAGCGAUGCGGACAUCGUGCUGAGCGCGGACUGGGUCCCACCGCUCACGAUUGCACCGACCCACCUGCACGACAGCUCGCCACGCAGCAGCAGCUCGCUGGUGUCGUCCGCACACCAGAGCACCCUGUCCACGCUGACGUCCGAUGCCGGUGGCCGGAAGAAGACGUCCAGCGUGAGCUUCAGCGUGGACGAGCACGAUGCGCACGGUGCUACCGGUCCGGCCGGAUCCGGAUCGCUCGAUAAGGGUGGCGAAACGAAAAAGAACAAGAUGCUAAAGCGGCUCUCCUACCCACUGGCCUGGGUUGAAGGAUUGACGGGCGAAGGUGGCAGCAGCAGCCACAAGUCAGAUUCGAUUGAAUCAGCACCCAACACCGGUGACUCUAAUCAGAGCGUAUUUUCAAAAGUAUUUUCCAGCUCACCCAUCACAUUGGUUUCGGAGCUGGGCGGAAAUUUGUUUUUGUCCAAGACGCCAUCGGAAGACUCCGGGGGCUCGCCGGUUCCGCCACUGACACCGCACGAGGCGCAAACAGGGGGGUCGGUUACGGCCGGACGAUCAUCGAUCGGUACAUUCAUUCGCCAGCAUCCCUCUGAGGGUAGCGCGAACAAGCAGAAGCCGGCGCCACCGAAACUGGACUACCGUUCAAUGGUGUCCAUCGACGAUAUGCCAACACUGUUCGUCAGCUUUGAUAUGAAGGCCCCAUUGUUUCCUCAACUUGAGAAACUUGAGCUUAUCCCACGACCGGCCCGAGCUUGUCCGGACCCACCGAUGUACCUUCGGUUGCGCAUGGGACGCAAGAUCGGCAAGAACACACCGCUGCCGACGACGGUAAUGUCCUACGGCAAAAACAAGCUGCGUCCCGAGUAUUGGUUUAGCAUUCCAAAAAAUAAGGUUGAUGAAUUGUAUCGCUUCUUGAAUGCCUGGGUGCAACACCUGUAUGGUGAGCUGGAUGAAGCUGCCAUCAAGGAACGAGGUUUUGAGCUCAUCCAGAUGGAUACCGAAUGGACGGCGAAAACUGGCAGUCCGUCGAAGGACGGUCGUUCUGCCAGUGAAGGCGAAAUCUCCGAGUAUACACGUGAAUCGUGGGAGCUGCUAAAGGCACCGUUCGUUAAAACCUACAACAUAAUCAAAAGUCAAACUGGAUCGAACGAUUUGGACGGUUGUGAGGUUCUGUCUAUGAGCACAGAUGACUACAGAAAAGCGACCCUGUUUGCGUCUGGUUCGUUCGAUCAGGACUUCCAGAUUCCGGACCUCGUCGGUCAGACCGAGAUCCUCAGCGAGGAGCACAGGGAAAAGCUGUGUGCUCAUCUACCGGCACGUGCUGAGGGAUACUCGUGGUCUCUCGUGUUCAGCACCUCACAGCACGGCUUUUCGCUGAACUCGCUCUACCGCAAGAUGCACAAGCUAGAGAGCCCCAUACUGAUCGUGAUAGAGGAUACGGAUCACAAUGUGUUUGGUGCGCUCACGUCCUGCUCGCUGCACGUGUCGGACCAUUUCUACGGCACCGGCGAAUCGCUGCUGUACAAAUUUAAUCCACACUUCAAGGUGUUCCAUUGGAGCGGCGAGAAUCUGUACUUCAUCAAGGGCAACCCGGAAAGCUUGGCGAUCGGUGCCGGAGACGGCAAAUUUGGCCUUUGGCUGGAUGGCGAUCUGAAUCAGGGCCGAUCGCAGCACUGCAGCACGUACUCGAACGAGCCGCUCGCACCGCAGGAAGAUUUCGUCAUCAAAACGCUCGAAUGCUGGGCCUUUGUUUAAAGCAACUUCAGCUCUUCAAGGAAGAUGUACCGGGGGACAAAACAUACAUUGUUCUGGUGGUAUAAGAAACCCUCUAAAACCAAGCUUCAAGCCCCCCCUUCCCGCAUAUAUGCAUUCACACACACACAUGCACACACCGUAGGUACUGUACGAUCGUCUACUACUGCUACCCCCUAUACCAGGGUGGUUAGAUCCUCAAGUAGGGAGUUGGUCGUUCGUUGGCAUGAAUGGAAUGAAAAGCUCGUUUUGAAUCGUCGCAUAGUCGGAUUGUAUUCACUACCGGGUUUUUGCCCCCCAUCUCGCAAACCUCGUGGAGAGCGAUGCUAGGUCGUGUGUAUGUGUGUGUGUGGGUCGGCGUGUGACGUUUACCGAUCGGUGCAGAUCGGCGCUUGUGUGUUGCUUUUGCGCCCGUACGGUGAUCAAGCGGACGACAAGCCCGUAGGCGUAGGGUGGCGGCACGGAGUGCAAACAUUCAAAUUACAAAACAAACAAAAAACAACAACAUAGUGAUAAUGUAGCAAGAGCAGCAGAAACACGUUUACUGUAGACUGUAAGACUAAAGCGAGACAGAGACAGACGGAAAGUAAUCCCCAAUCAUUCUCUCCCAGCCCUCCCCCCCCCCCCCCCACCAUUUCUCUCCCAUGCAUAUUGCAAACAAAAAAAAAGAAUAAAUGUUGUUAUAGUGUAUCCUGAGCCUGGAGCAUAAUUAGCAAAAGCGAUAGAAAUGAGACUUUAGCAAGAGGGAAGAAGAAAGAUGGUGCGCGGAAGGUAUAUAGAUAUAUAUUUAAAGAAGAUAAGCAAACAAACAAAAAACACAAACACAUACACACAGAGGAGAAAAGAAAAUUGUAACCAAGAAAGGAUCAAUUUGUGCGCGCAGUGAUGAUGUAAUGUCGGAAGCGUAACGGAGAAACAAGCAAGAAGAGGAAGCCGGAAUGGAUGCAGAAGCACAGAAACGCAUAACUAUUAAACUCUAUCACCAAGACCAUAGUAGUUGAAUAUCUAGACUUUAUCCCCUACUUUAUCCCUUUUCGGAAAACACACACAGACCCACAACAAUCGCCUCCCCCCGAGCAAAACGAAUUAUUAGGACAAAGCGUGCAAAAGUUAAUCCCAAUGGUGUGAUGCUUCUAACGUGGCAUCAUCCUACAGCUACACACACAAACACACCACACCAGUUAAUUAAGGUGCAAUAGUAGGGCACCCACCAGUAGCAGCAAGUGAAUGUUGGUUCAUAUAUCCCGGUUUAGGAUAAAAAAAGAAGGGAAAAUUGUCUUUAGAUGGUGCUUUACUAGAAGAGUAGUGUUUGCAUGGCAGCGUACAGCUAGCGUACCGUGCUUUUUUUGUCGCUGUGUGUGUUGUGUCCGGUGUUUGUUUUGCCUAGUGGUCGUGUCAACCCGUGUGUUAGAGUGGAGUGGAGCAGGAAGAGAAAGAGCCUUAGCUCUUAGCUAGCACAGCGGAAGAAGCGCAUGUGCGGUGUUGGUAGUGUGGUGCAGCAGGGAAGUAGCACAAUGAUGCAGUUCCUCAAAAGCAAAAUCAAACUCUCUUGUGCACCGCACACACACACACCCAGAUUGUUCCUGUCGGAAAGCGCACGUGUGUGUGUGCGCAUGCUCUAAACGCCAUUUACCAUUGGGAUAUGCUCUGCUGCAUCACAUUUUACACAUCAAGCAAUUCAUCGGUUGUUUUUGUAGAUUGUUAUACAACACACACACACACACCAGAUCACUAAGUUGAUGUGAUUUGAAUGUGCAAUUACCCCCAAUGUGCUUCUCAUUCUCUUUCGCCCACCUGCUUGCUGGAUGAAAUUUGAAACCACUGUGUUUCGAACGUUCUUGCUCUGUGUUGUUAUGCGAUUUGCUUGAAACCAAGCGUACGCUAAGAGCAACGUAGUAGAGCAAGACAACAUUAACGAAUGAGCCUCUCUAUUGUUGAUUGAACCGUUUUUCUUUGUUUUUGUUUUUGUUUAAGUAAACACAAGAAGAUGAAGCAAAAAAAACCGUCGACAAACGAAACCGACAGCAGCGCGCACACGUUUACUACAAUCCAUUGCGCCAAAGCACGAAGAAGAAACGAACAGAACAACUUGUACUUGAAAGUCGAUCGAUUGUUUUUUGCUGUGGAAAAUUAUCUACCAAAGCGAACGGGCGCGCGAACACAGCCGCAAGAAGCUGCGUUCAGAGAAGGAGAGACAAAAACAAGCUAAGAGCAAAUAUUUACAAACGCAAACAAACAAAGUCUCGCAAAUUGUGCGAGUGCGGUGGAUGCGUGAAAAACUCUAGCGUAAGUUAGACGGAUUUAGUUGAUCGGGCAACAACUGUGUAUUGUUUUGCUGUUUUUUUUUUCGUUCAUUUAAUUCCAUUUUUUUUAUUUAUUACUUCUGUAUUCCCCUCUUACUAUUGGUGCGGCAAUUGGAUUUUGGGCCACUGAUUGGAGCUUUCCUUUCUCUCUCCUACGAAAGAGGACUAGCGAGAAAGUUGGCAAUUUGGCGAUAGAAAACACACCCAACACAAAUCAGUAGUACAAACACAUAAACACACACACACACACACACACACACACACACACACACACACACACACACACACACACACACACACACACACACACACACACACACACACACACACACACACACAAGUCGAAUCCAUUCGGAUCUUUGGCGGAAAGUUAUUUGUAUGGUUGCCCCAAACCAUCGCCUAAAGUGUGCGUAAAUUAUUGGGAGCAAAGAAAAAGGGGAAAAACAGCUUUUUCCGCUAACUUUUCAUACCUAAUUGGGCGAGUUGAUUGUGAAGAGCAUUGAGCAAAACCGGCGGGGAACCGCGGUAAAUGUUACUAUUUCUUAUUGAUUCGAUUCUGAUUCGGCAUUUCGCAUUCCCGCACGCUGUUCAUUCGACACUUUGUGAUAUUUACUCUUUCUCUGUUUGUUGUUUUGUCUUUUUUUCUUUUCUUUUUUUCCUGUUUUCCAACUUUUUCCUUUUCUACAAUUACAUUCUGUUGUGGUUUUGUUUGUGUGUGCGUGUGUGUGUGUGUGACAAAAUGCGUUUUCUGUCGUACUCUUCAGUACACACAAAACCACUCUUAUUUAUUAAACACAGACACACGCAUUCAGUUUGAUAUUACGGUUCGUUCUGUUCUUGGUAGAUGCAAGUUGGUAGAUGCGCUCUUCCACGAGGGUUGUUAGGACGAUACAAAAACAAUUAAUAUACUGCUCCCGCACUCCAAACAUAAAUAUUCCCUUCCCAAUCUAUCCCCUUUUUGAGCUGAUUGAUGUUUUGUGUGUAUUAUUUUACGUUUAAUAUAUAUAUGUAUGUAGCCGUUACUCGAGUCAAACCCCCCCCCCCCUCUACCCCCCCGUCCCCCGCUACCCUUUCCAAUUGUUAAUAUUUUAACAAACUUUAUAUUUAAGACAGUAAAACGCGCGUCUACAACACGUUUAGUGUGUGUAUGACGGGACAAGAAUAAAUUCAUUCAUUUUAA